CUUCACUAAAAAUCGAAUGCAAAAGAUCAACAGAGAUUGUGAAUUCGUGCGUGAUAUUUCUGAAGUGCUGUAACGUGGCUGCUAAGUUCAUAUUUUCUGGAUAGAAAGUUCAAAUUCAUCAUUUUAUUAUUGGUUGUUGGAAUCUAAUUGGAGAAAAUGCGGUGGAGUUUGCUAGCACUUGCGUGCGUGGUGGUGGCCGUGUGUGCCGACGACAAGAAAGAAAAGGAUAAAGACAUCGGCACCGUAAUUGGUAUCGACUUGGGAACCACAUAUUCCUGUGUGGGUGUAUACAAGAAUGGCCGUGUUGAAAUCAUUGCUAACGACCAAGGCAACCGUAUCACACCAUCUUAUGUGGCAUUCACUGCUGAUGGGGAACGUCUCAUUGGUGAUGCUGCUAAGAACCAGCUGACCACUAACCCUGAAAACACAGUGUUUGAUGCUAAACGUCUCAUUGGUCGUGAAUGGAGUGACUCAACAGUCCAGCAUGAUGUGAAGUUCUUCCCCUUCAAGGUGGUUGAGAAGAACAGCAAACCCCAUGUCUCUGUUAUGACUUCCCAAGGUGACAAGAUCUUUGCUCCUGAAGAAAUCUCUGCUAUGGUCUUGACCAAGAUGAAGGAAACUGCUGAAGCAUAUCUGGGCAAGAAAGUUACUCAUGCUGUUGUCACUGUCCCUGCAUACUUCAAUGAUGCUCAGCGCCAGGCUACCAAGGAUGCUGGUGUCAUCGCUGGUCUUAAUGUUAUGAGAAUCAUCAAUGAGCCUACAGCAGCUGCUAUUGCCUAUGGUCUUGACAAGAAAGAGGGUGAAAAGAAUGUCCUUGUCUUUGACUUGGGUGGUGGUACUUUUGAUGUGUCUUUGCUCACCAUUGACAACGGAGUCUUUGAAGUAGUAGCCACCAAUGGUGAUACUCACUUGGGUGGUGAGGACUUUGAUCAGAGGGUAAUGGAACACUUCAUCAAGUUGUACAAGAAGAAGAAGGGCAAGGACAUCAGGAAAGACAACCGUGCUGUCCAGAAACUCCGUCGUGAAGUGGAGAAGGCUAAGAGAGCUCUGUCAUCCAGCCACCAAGUCAAGAUUGAAAUUGAAUCCUUCUUCGAAGGUGAUGACUUCUCAGAGACCCUGACCAGAGCCAAGUUUGAAGAAUUGAACAUGGAUCUCUUCAGAUCUACCCUGAAACCUGUACAGAAAGUACUUGAGGAUGCUGACAUGAACAAGAAGGACGUGGAUGAGAUUGUGUUAGUUGGUGGUUCCACCCGUAUCCCCAAGGUUCAGCAAUUGGUCAAAGAGUUCUUCAAUGGCAAGGAGCCAUCUCGAGGUAUCAACCCUGAUGAGGCUGUUGCUUAUGGUGCGGCCGUACAGGCUGGAGUACUUAGCGGCGAACAGGACACUGAUGCCAUUGUGUUGCUUGAUGUCAACCCUCUUACCAUGGGUAUCGAAACUGUUGGUGGUGUCAUGACUAAGCUCAUUCCUCGCAACACUGUCAUCCCCACCAAGAAAUCACAGAUCUUCUCUACUGCUAGUGAUAAUCAGCACACUGUCACCAUCCAGGUUUAUGAAGGUGAACGUCCAAUGACUAAGGACAACCACUUACUUGGAAAGUUCGAUCUAACUGGAAUCCCACCUGCACCGAGAGGUAUCCCCCAGAUUGAAGUCACCUUUGAGAUUGAUGCCAAUGGUAUAUUGCAAGUGUCUGCUGAGGACAAGGGAACUGGAAACCGGGAGAAGAUUGUCAUCACCAAUGAUCAGAACAGAUUAACACCAGAAGACAUUGAAAGAAUGAUCAAGGAUGCUGAGAAGUUUGCUGAUGAUGACAAGAAACUAAAGGAACGUGUUGAAGCUAGAAAUGAGCUUGAAAGCUAUGCCUACUCAAUCAAGAACCAGCUUCAGGACAAGGAAAAGCUUGGUGCUAAGGUCAGUGAUGACGACAAGGCGAAGAUGGAAGAGGCGAUCGACGCCGCGAUCAAAUGGCUCGAAGAUAACCAAGACACCGACGCGGAAGAAUACAAGAAGCAGAAGAAGUCACUUGAAGACGUUGUGCAGCCCAUCAUCGCUAAACUGUACCAAGGCACGGGCGGAGUUCCGCCCCCGGGCCCUGGCGGCGACGAGGAAGACUUCAAGGACGAGUUGUAACCAAACAGACUGUAAAGACCUCGUGAUUGUAGCCAAUGUGAUCUCGGGUCACUACAGAGUGUGCACACAGUGUGAAUGUUCCCGCUAUGUACACAUCCUGUAAUUUAACACGAAUAUGUGUUGUUGUGUAUAUUUAUUGUGUGAACCGACUAGUGGAUGGGGCGUGUGCGGCGAUCCUUGCAGAAUCGAGAUCUGAUCGAGUCACGUCGUUGCGCGCGCACGUGUGAAUGUGUGUGUAUGCCAGUGAACUACUGUAUAAAAUGAUGCAUUUUUAUUUUAGUAAAGCAAUAGUUUCAAUUGUGAAUCGAGAGGGCCUGUUUCCAUGACUGUAUGCGAUCGAUUCAUUUGUCUUCCUCAUGCUGGUUUGUGUCAAAGCAAAUGAAACCACUCGACAAGCAAUGAAUCUGCUCUGGAGGCUACCUCAGUGUUCUAUUAAUGUAUGUAUGUAAUGAGACUGCAGAAUUGUUAGUUCAUAAUUAGCUAACUAAUUAAUAAUUAUGUAGUAAUUUAAUUAUUUCAAAGAAGUACGGAGGAGUACAUAAUAAAAAAAGAUUUUCUAUGA
This is a messenger RNA of Chilo suppressalis (striped riceborer), 2689 nucleotides long. Lineage: Eukaryota; Metazoa; Arthropoda; Insecta; Lepidoptera; Crambidae. The record is from the annotation of a GenBank genome assembly.